Messenger RNA from Musa acuminata subsp. malaccensis (wild Malaysian banana), 936 nucleotides. The record is from RefSeq and is a predicted model, not a curated record. Lineage: Eukaryota; Viridiplantae; Streptophyta; Magnoliopsida; Zingiberales; Musaceae.
UCUACCAGUCCGAGGAACCGCUCGGCGCCGCCAUCGCCGACGCCCUCCGCGCCGGCACCAUCCGCUCCCGCGACGAGCUCUUCAUCACCUCCAAGCUGUGGUGCAGCGACGCCCACCCUCAUCUUGUCCACUCCGCCCUCCAAAAGACUCUUCGCAACCUGCAGCUGGAGUACCUCGACCUCUACCUCGUACACUGGCCGGUAAGUACAAGGCCGGGAAAGUACGAGAUACCGCUGGCGAAAGAGGACCUCUUGCCCAUCGACAUGAGCGCAGUGUGGAGGGCCAUGGAGGAGUGCCACGCUCUCGGGCUAACCAAGUCCAUAGGCGUUAGCAACUUCUCCUCCAAGAAGCUGGAAACGCUACUCUCCAUUGCCAAGAUCCCUCCUGCUGUCAAUCAGGUGGAGGUGAACCCUCUGUGGCAACAGCAGAAGCUGAGGGAGUUUUGUGUGGCUAAGGGGAUUCAGGUGUGUGCCUACUCGCCCUUGGGGGCCAAAGAAACGUACUGGGGGCAAAACUGUGUCAUGGACUGUGGUGUCCUCAAAGACAUAGCUGCGGCCAAGGGGAAGACUCUUGCUCAGGUCUGCUUGAGGUGGGUGUACGAGCAAGGAGACUGUGUUCUGGUGAAGAGUUUCAACGAGGAGAGGAUGGUGGAAAACCUGGACAUACUGGAUUGGGAGCUGAGCGAAGAAGAGAAGCAUAAGAUUGGUCAGAUUCCACAGCGCAAAGGGUACGCUGGCUGGGAUUUCGUGUCUGAUGAUGGCCCCUACAAAUCCACGGCAGAGCUGUGGGAUGGUGAGAUAUAAAUAAGUAAUGGGCGGGGAAGACAAACCUAUCUCAUGUCGUGUUCUUUGGAUGUAAAACAAAGAUUCUCAUAUAUAUGUUAGAAUCGAGAAUCAUAAAAAAACAAAAAAAACCUGCUUCAUCGUGGUUCUGGUU